Messenger RNA from Coniosporium apollinis CBS 100218, 1584 nucleotides. RefSeq lists its product as uncharacterized. Lineage: Eukaryota; Fungi; Ascomycota; Dothideomycetes. The coding region runs from base 1 to 1584 and encodes 527 amino acids. Gene Ontology annotation, cellular component: endoplasmic reticulum. Gene Ontology annotation, biological process: protein folding in endoplasmic reticulum. The transcript has 2 exons. The record is from RefSeq and is a predicted model, not a curated record. Gene Ontology annotation, molecular function: protein-folding chaperone binding; misfolded protein binding.
AUGAUCCUUCCACUCACCUCCCUCGCCCUCAGCGCAAUCAUCCUCUCCGCCGCACCCCUAGCCUUCUCCCUCUCCGCGUCCUCCAUACCCGCCGACACACCCAUAUCCCAGCUCAUCUCCUCCGCAAAUACGAACCUAGCCGCCGGCAACGCCCAGGACGCAUUGACAUACUUCGACAUUGCCGUGUCCCGCGACCCGCAGAACUACCUCACCCUCUUCAAGCGUGGCGCAACCUACCUGUCUCUCGGCCGCAACACCCAGGCGCAGCAAGACUUCGACAGAGUCUUGGCGAUCAAACCCGACUUUGAGGGCGCAUUGUUACAGCGGGCAAAGAUAAAAAGCAGGAAUGGCGACUGGGAAGCCGCGCGUGCGGACUUCGAGGCUGCGGGCAAAACAGGCGGGCAGGAGAUCGCAGAACUGCUGGAGGCGCGGGAAGCGUCGAGGCUGGCGACAGAGGCGGAGAGGAAGGGCGACUGGGAAGCGUGCGUCAGCCAGGCUGGGCUUGCGGUCAUGACGGCGGGGUCGGAUCUGGCGCUGCGGAAGCUGAGAGCAAGAUGCAGGUUGGAGAAGGGCGAGGUGGUUGAGGCGCUCAGCGACCUGCAACACGUCCUCCAGAUCGCAUCAGGCUCAAUCGAACCGCACCUGCAGGUCUCCGCGAUGAGCUUUUACUCUCUUGGCGAGACAGACAAGGGGCUCUCGCAACUGGCCAAAUGUCUGCAAUCAGACCCAGAUUCGAAAGCUUGUAUGAAGCUUAGGAAGAGGGAGAAGGCACUCGACAAGAGAUUGAAGAACGUGAAGCAGUUGAUGGAGAAGCGGCAAUUCAACAGCGCGGCCCAUCAGAUGAUUCCGAUGGGGGACGCUCCAGGACUGAUCCAGGAGGUCAAGGAAGAUGUCGAGAAAUACAAGGGCGAGGGCAUCAUCCACCCUAAAGCACCCAGUGGACUGUACGGCAGUCUUGUCGAAAUGACCUGCGAAGCCUACAUGGAAAUGAACAACAACAAGCGCGCGCAGCAGUAUUGCGAGGAUGCCCUAGCACUCAACCCUACCUUCUUGCACGGUCUCAUCCACAAAGCACAGCGCCACCUUGACAACGACGAUUUUGACGCCGCCAUCCACACUCUCAACGAAGCCAAAGAACACCACGGCAACAACCAAAAGAUCCAGAAACUGCUAAACGAAGCCCAGACGCUCCUCAAGCGCUCCAAGCAGAAAGACUACUACAAAGUCCUCGGCGUCUCGCGCGACGCCGACGACCGCGAAAUCAAGCGCGCCUACCGCAAGCUCAGCAAGCUGUACCACCCGGACAAGGCUUCCCAGCAGGGUAUUACGAAAGAGGAGGCGGAGAAGAAGAUGGGGGCUAUCAACGAGGCGUAUGAGGUUCUCAAGGACCCUGAACUGAAGGCGAGGUUUGACAGGGGUGAUGAUCCGAAUAACCAGGAGCAAGGUCAUCCGUUCCAGGGAAGUCCGUUUGGCGGUCAGGGCGGCGGGCCGCACUUUGUGUUCAAUCAGGGGCCGGGUCAGGGGUUCAAGUUUGCGGGCGGUCAGGGCGGCUUUCAGUUUCCGGGAGGCUUUGGUUUUCCUUAA